Messenger RNA from Monodelphis domestica (gray short-tailed opossum), 16544 nucleotides. The record is from RefSeq and is a predicted model, not a curated record. NCBI's taxonomy places the organism in Eukaryota, Metazoa, Chordata, Mammalia, Didelphimorphia, Didelphidae.
AGGAGGAGGAGGAGGAGGAGGAGGAGGAGGGAGACAAGAUCAGGAAGCAGCGAAUGCAUCGCAGCGUCCAAACCCCCCUCCCCUCGCUGUCUCUCUGUCUGCCAUGGCUGGUUAAGAAAAAGUCAUCAUAAUCAUAACCAAGAGAGGGGGAGGUGGGGGUGAGGGCUUGGGUGGAGAAAAACAGAGGAGGCAGCGAGGCCGGGCCAGGCCGGGGCGGCGAGUGGAGGGAGCAGCGGCGGUGGCGGCGGCGGCAGCGGGAGAAGCGGGAGGAGCAGCAGGAGCAGCCGCAGCAGCAGCAGCAGCAGCAGCAGCUUCAGCCUCCUCCGCAGCCGCCGCCGCCGCCGCCGCCGCCGCGGGCAGGAGCAGCGGGGCCGCAGCAUGAAGAAGAGAGCUGGCCCAGGGGGCAGCAGCAUGAGGUCCGUAGUGGGCUUCUUGUCGCAACGGGGCUUGCAAGGGGACCCGCUGCUCACUCAGGACUUCCAGAGGAGACGCCUGCGGGGCUGCAGAAACCUCUACAAGAAGGACCUGCUCGGCCACUUCGGCUGUGUCAAUGCCAUUGAGUUCUCCAACAAUGGAGGCCAGUGGCUGGUCUCAGGAGGUGAUGACCGCAGGGUUCUGCUGUGGCACAUGGAACAAGCCAUCCACUCCAGGGUCAAACCUAUACAGUUGAAAGGAGAGCAUCAUUCUAACAUCUUCUGCUUGGCUUUCAACAGUGGGAACACAAAAGUGUUUUCUGGAGGAAAUGAUGAACAAGUUAUCCUCCAUGAUGUUGAAAGCAGCGAGACCUUGGAUGUAUUUGCCCAUGAAGAUGCCGUGUAUGGCCUUUCUGUGAGUCCUGUGAAUGAUAAUGUUUUUGCCAGCUCAUCGGAUGAUGGACGAGUUCUCAUCUGGGACAUACGGGAAUCUCCGCAUGGAGAGCCCUUCUGCCUGGCAAACUAUCCAUCAGCCUUUCAUAGUGUCAUGUUUAACCCUGUGGAACCCAGGUUAUUAGCCACAGCCAACUCAAAGGAAGGAGUAGGACUCUGGGAUAUUCGGAAACCUCAGAGCUCCCUCUUACGCUACGGUGGCAACCUGUCUCUCCAAAGUGCCAUGAGUGUCCGGUUCAACAGCAAUGGGACCCAGCUGCUAGCCCUUCGGCGGCGCCUGCCUCCUGUACUAUAUGAUAUCCAUUCCCGCUUACCUGUGUUCCAGUUUGACAACCAGGGCUACUUCAACUCAUGCACCAUGAAAAGCUGCUGUUUUGCAGGAGAUCGUGACCAGUACAUCCUUUCAGGAUCUGAUGACUUCAAUCUAUAUAUGUGGAGAAUUCCUCCAGAUCCAGAAGCAGGUGGCAUUGGCAGAGUGGUAAAUGGAGCCUUCAUGGUGUUGAAAGGCCAUAGAUCAAUUGUCAACCAGGUCCGAUUUAAUCCCCACACCUACAUGAUCUGCUCUUCAGGUGUGGAAAAGAUUAUCAAGAUAUGGAGUCCUUACAAGCAGCCAGGCUGUACUGGAGAUCUUGACGGUCGAAUUGAAGAUGAUUCCCGCUGUCUCUAUACCCAUGAAGAAUAUAUUAGCCUAGUAUUGAACAGUGGUAGUGGUUUAUCCCAUGACUAUGCUAACCAGUCAGUCCAAGAAGACCCACGGAUGAUGGCUUUCUUUGACUCUCUAGUGCGCCGGGAGAUUGAGGGCUGGAGCUCAGAUUCAGACAGUGACCUCAGCGAGAGUACCAUCCUACAGCUCCAUGCAGGGGUGAGUGAGCGUUCAGGCUAUAGUGACUCUGAAUCCUCAGCUUCGCUGCAUCACUCUCCGCCACCUAUGGCAGAUGAGUCCACUGAUACUGCCUUCCACCUGGGACCCCUUCGAGCUACUGCAGUAGCUUCCCCCCCACCUUCUUCAUGUGAAGAUGUGGCCUCCCGACAGCAGCGUCUGUCUGCCUUGCGGAGGUACCAAGACAAGCGGCUUUUGGCCCUCUCUAAUGAGUCUGAUUCAGAUGAGAAUGCUUGUGAGGCUGAAUUGGACACUGACCUCUUCCCUCGACCCAGAUCACCCAGCCCAGAAGAGAAUGAAUCUAGUAGUUCAAGUAGCAGCAGCAGCACUGAGGAUGAGGAGGAGCUCAAUGAGCGACGUACUUCUACCCGUCAAAGGAAUGCUAUGAGGCGGCGGCAAAAGCCACCACGAGAUGAAAGGUCUGGUGCCCCAGCAAAGCAUGCUGGUACCUACAUUGGAGAAGAUAACUAUGACUACCCACAGAUCAAAGUGGAUGAUCUCUCUUCCUCACCAGCUUCCUCACCGGAACGCAGUUCCUCCAACAUGGACGUUCACCCAGGAAGGGCCUCCCCAGCUUCUGACAUGGAGUCAGUUGAGCGCAAAAUCUACAAAGCUUACAAAUGGCUCCACUACUCCUACAUCUCAUAUUCAACUGGCAAAGAUGAAGAAACUUCCUUAGGAGCUGGGGAGACAGAUGAGGGAAAACCUGGGACAAGCGAGAAGAGCAACCCUACCCCAUCUUCCAGUAAAAGUGGUUUGAGCAUAGCUGCUUCCCAAAGCAACCAGGAUCUCCCCUCUGAAAGCCAAGGCAGGGAAGCUUUGAAAGAAGGCAGUCCUACCACAAAUCCUAUCAAUGGCCCAGGCUGUGAUAUUGACAGCCAUCCAUGUGCAGAGGAACAAGAAGGCACAUCCCAGGGCACCAAUAACAGCAGCUCUGUAGAACACAAUUUUGAGACCAAGAAGCUCAAUGGAAAAGCCCUCUGCAAAGCCUUGAGUGACAGGGCUGAGGAGCAGCCCUUAUCCACAACUCCCAAAGGAUCCAGUAACUGUCCUAGGACCCAGUCUGAUGACAGUGAGGAGAGAAACCUUGAAACCGUCUGCCCCAACCACAACAAUGGACACUUCCACUCUCGACCCCUUCACCUCCACAACAAUGGACAGAACUUUGGGGAGUCAGAGGCAGUCACCCACUCUUCCCCAGGACACUCAGAUGCUGACAAUGACAAUGUGCUUCUACCUGGGGCACUCUUGCACAAAGACUGCCAUCUGUCUGAAAUGGACUGUGAGGACCACAGCACUGGUACGAAAGAAGACCCAACUGAACCUCACUUGGCAGACAGCAGGGGAACCCAUGGACGAAGUGGACUCAAAAGGCACCGAGGGGAAUUGGAAGACACAGAUUCAGAGAAUUCCUGCUCAGAGAAGAAAUUAAAAACAUGAUAAAUAUAAGAGGUGGAAAAAGAGCUUACAGAGAAAGAACCUUAUUAAAAAACAAACAAGAAAUAACCCUGUUUAGUAAACACAGAGGAAAAGGAAAAAAGUAUUAAAGGCACAUAGAGCCAGGGUCUAAAAUAUUGUGUCUAUGAUGCUGCUCCAUUCCAUUCGGCGAUGGGUCUAAGUGUUUGGCCAAUGGCUUGUGCUGUAUAAAGAAAAAAAUCCAAGUGACUCCUUUAUUAGUGAGACUUGAGCAUAGUGUACCUGUGCAAGGUUCUGUUAAAGUAAAUCCUUGUUGAGACAUUUGACUUGUUCUUGUGUGUGUGUGCGUGUGCGUGCGCGCGCGCGUGUGUGUGUAUGUGUGUGUACCUGCACACAUGUAUGUGUGUGUUCAUCCUCAUCUAUCUGGCUGUUGAGUAAGAUUUUUCUUUUAGUUCUCCACUUGAAAGAAUAUAUAGAUGUAUAUUUUUCUGCCACCUCACUGUUUACACAUCAUAGGUAUUCUGGUCUUAAUGAGGGGUAACUGCUACAUGUAAUCCUGUUUCAGGCAGAUGUGGCUCUUGGGUGGGCAGACUAGAGAGCUAAUGAAAACAGUCCUUUAGCCCAUUGACUGUGCUGAUGAGAAGAGCAUGGUUGCUUUCUUGAAAGUUGUGAAGCCUUCCAUGUUUUCUUUUUGUAGCAUUUUUUCAUAAAGCACUUAAUGUGGAUGUACUACAUUAAAACAUUCUUAAUGCUAAUGGGAGGUUAUGGGAAAGAUUGGCCUUUAGGUUCAGGGAGAGUACAUGUUUCUAAUAAAUUUCAUUAUUUUUAAGUUUGUAACACUGUAUAACCUUUAUGAAGACAUUAAAUUGGAAGUCUAUGUGGGUCAUGUGCUGUAACCAAUUUGGUGCUAGUUCCUAGAUCCCACUUGAACAAAAACUAGCAGGUGCUUCCUUGCCCCAAGACAUUGAGGGCUAGAUUUACAGGGGAAGAAGGAUAGCUUUUAAGAGCUUUUGCACUUUUACUACUAAUAUGAACUCUCAUUGGUGAAUAACUCAGAACCAUACAAAUGAAGGAGUGUAUAUCUAGUUGGAAGAGAAAAGAGUGGUAUUGUAUACAACUAAUUCGUCUGAAUCCCUUUGGUCAUAACUGGUCUGAUUUGAAACUCCUUAAGACAGGGACCAUGAUCCAGGCCCUGCAUCCUGAAGAAUCAAGUCCCUGUUAACUUGGAUAUUACAAAGCAGAGAAUGUAAGGAGAUGGGUUGGUCAUAAACUAAUAUUUCAUAGAUAAAACUAAACUGUUUUUGAAGUUUAUGAAAGGGGAAGGAAAAAGACCAAAAGACAAACUUAGUGCUAUGUGUAAUGAUUAGAGUCACCUGAGCACAGUCACUAUUGAGUAUGCAUUGAAACUAUAAAGCAUGGUUUUAUAGGUCCAAAGGUCAGCUGGAUUUCCUACACAAAGAUUCAUAAGAAGGCAAGAUAAUCUAGAGUGAACAAAGAAAUGGAGGAAGAAAAGCAAUAUGGUUUCCAUUUGUCAAAGGGUGCUAAAAACUAGGUCUGCAAAUUAGAAGUCGACACACAAACUGAUGUCUUAUUAGUGUGCAAAAAAGCAUAUUCCUUUUGCAAGGAGGCUUUAGAUCAAAAUCUCACUAAAACAUAGAUUUGUGAAGGGGGUGAUAGUGAGAGAAAGGAGGUUCAAAAUGUGUAGAAGAAAGAGACUUGACUAUUUCUAGGCAUUGAGGGAACUACAGAAAGGAAAGAAAAGAUGGUAAGCCAAAAGGGAACAUGGUCUUGCUGAGCUUUCUGUAAAACUAAAGAUAUAUUUGGCAUAGUAUACUAUAACUUAGGUAUGAAAAUACUCUUGGGAGAAUUAGAGGGGAGGAAAUAUUUCAUAUUAACAGUGUGAAUAGCAGUGAGGAGGGCUCAAUAUUCAGUAACUAUUAACUUAUUUAUUUGAAGGAGAAAAGAAAAGUUAUGUGACCACCAUUAGAAUUUUUCAGAUUUGUAAUCAAGAUGGCUUUAUAAUUUGUCUUCUUUGAGGAUCACUGUAAAUUCUAGUUUUAUAAGCCCAAGUAAUUUUAAGAAUUCUGCUUUUGCAAAGUUUAUUAAAUUGAAAGGUUUUUUAUCCUUCAUAUGCAAAAGAUAUUCAGUGUAUGUUUUUCUGCUUCCUCUCAGGUUUUUUAUUUUUGGUUUUUCUGUGUAGCAAGUUAGAAGUGACUUUAUCCAAGGAAGUCAUCCAUCCUGAAGAAGGAGAAGUAGGUUUAUGUUUCUUUGAAGGUAGCCAGUUUGGUUGUUCCAGUUUUUAAACACAGAACAUUGUCUUCCAUUUUCAGAGUCUUUGACCUUGCUCUAGUCACCUUUCCAAGUCUCUGAAAGGAGAAAGAGAAAUUCAUCCUACUUAGUUUUUUUAGUAUACAAUCAAGAGAGAUGAAUUUUAAUGGAAAUUAAUUUUAGUGAUCAUGAUCCAAUCUAGAACUCACUUCUUCUGCAUCCCAGAUUUCAGUUUCUAAAAAGACAUUAUUCUUGAAAUGAUUGGUAUAUUUUAUUUUGACAUAACAAACACUUCCCAACAAAUAUACCCAAAACAAACCCUCCCUUCCAAAGUAUAUUCCUUAAAAAAAAAAAAUCCAACAACCAUUAUUUGAUUCUUCAAAGAAAAAAGGACUGAUGCACAUUAACUUUGACAGUACAGUUUUAUUGGCUCUCAUUGUCCUAUGUGUUGUAACAGAGAGAGAGAGAGAGAGUUCUUUUGCUUUAGCUUUGUUCUCUGCAUUACUUGCUAGGAAUCAUUCUGAAAGAGAUCCUGCACUACUGUCAGUUUUGAUUCCUCAAGAAGGCAAACCUAAAAAUUUAAGGUUAUUUCCAGAAAUCUUUUUCCAAAAUCAUUGAAGAUUCAGGGCAUAGGAGAUUACUCUGGAGAAGAUAUUAAGACCACAUUUACUCCCCAAAACAUCUUGGUGAUAAUAAAUAUUUUUGAUGGCUGAGUAGAAGGCACAAAACAAGAUUGAAGAGCUAUUACUCUUAGGUUUAUAACUUUGUUUUCUCCAAAACUUUUGCAAAUUGAAUCCUGUGAAUUCACUUAAGUGGCUAAAGCCAAUAUCACUAAAAAAAAAUUUCUUAAGCCUUACCUUCUGUCUUAGAAUCAAUACUAUACAUUGGUUCUAAGGCAGUGGAGCAGUAAGGGCUAGGCAAUGGGGGUUAAGUGACUUGCCCAGGGUCACACAGCUAGGAAGUGUCUGAGGCCACAUUUGAACCCAGGACCUCCCAUCUCUAGGCCUGGCUCUUAAUCCGCUGCCCCCUGAAAACUUUUUUUUUUUACCACAAUUCUUUUCUGCUGGUAUUGCCAAUGAUGAUGCCUGUAGUAGAGUAGGUAAAUGAGAUGCUAGAUAGGAGUGGAUGGUAAUUGCAACUGGUUUUGAUUUAACAUGCUCAAAGAUUCUCCUGUUUUUGUAUGGCAAAGUACUUUGCCUUCCUUUCUUGAAGCCCUGCCUCUUCUCAACCAGUAAGAAAUCCUCCUCAUUAUAUAGGCAAAAAUAAAUCUAUUAUUUAUCCCUUAGUAACCGCUCAUGUAUUCCUCUUCCUGGAAAUCAAAGUGCCCAAACACUCUUUUCUUCCUGUUUUAACUCUUCAAGGAAGAAAGGAAGUAGUUCCAACCAGGUGAAAGCUAUCCAAUUCAGUAGCAGACUAGGUUGACAAUUAAUGGUUAAGUACUGAGGGAAAAAAAAUAUCCUUCCACUCCAUGUUGCAAAUUUAACUAUAAUUUCUAGUCCUGAGGCAAAAAUAAUCAAGAAAGAAAAAUGUGGGGAGGGUGGUAUAUCAACUUGAUGUCCAUUACUAUUAAGACAUAGGCAGUAUCACAUCAGGAAAAAUAUGAAAUCAAAAGACCUGAAUUCAAAUCUAAAUCUUCAAUCACUUCAAUCACAAGCUCCUUCUUGUUCACCUUGGGAAAAUGUUAAAUAAACCAAGAUUUGACUUUAGACAUUUUUAACUUUAUCGAAAGAAAAGUGAAAAGAAUAAUAAGAGCCUUCAGUGUAAGAGAAAGAAAAGAGAAAUGAAGCAUCUGUGGGGAUUCAUAGAAAGCAGAAAUGAAUUUGCUUUUUUUGCCCCUUUAAAGCUAAAAUAGAUGGGAAUAAGCCACAUGUAGGACUUAAUUGUGCCAUAGAAAUGGCUUCAGGAAUAGAAAAUAGUUUCAGGAAAGCAAUAAAAAAAUGAGGUACUAGAUUUUUACUCUAGAAGACAAUGGUUUACUGUACAGUUAGGCCUAUAAUACUUAAGUAAUGUGUAGCUAUUUCUUCAUAAAAAUAUCUUAAUUCUAGUCACUUGGGUGCCUCCCUUUAUUGCCCCUAUACCAUGGAAACACCUGUAAUGAAAAUAAAGAGGAAAAAACAGGUUAGAACUAGUAGAAAUUUCCUUUCUAGCCAACUUUGCAAGAAUUCACUAGUUCCAUUCAGUAUGGGAUAUUUGUUAAAUUAAUCUACUCAAAAUGUACCUGUUGCUGAUUGAUGUGUGAUUCAUACUUCAAGGACUCAUGAUUUCAGGGGUAUAUUGAAUCUCUUCCACUAGUGAAGUCCUGAAGUCAUCCUGGUGAUAGCAUUUCCAAACUUAACUAAAUUGGUCCUCAGCACACCUACAAUCCACCAGUGCUUCUGCACCCAAAAUCUAGCCUUUCCAACUGCCAGCAAUUACAUUCUACUAGCCAGAUUUCAGUGUUAAAAGAUUUUUUUUAAUGUUGAUGCAUUUUAAUUUGAUACAACUGCUCCCUCAAGAAUUGCCCAGGCAAAUCUUCCUUACAGUUUACAUUCCUUCAAAACAAUGUAUUGAUCCUUCAAGAAAGGAUUAUGUGCAUUAAUUUUGACAAUAUAGUACCAGCACUGAUUUAUUAGAACUGAGUGUUGCAUUUGUGUGUGUGCGUGUUUUGUUUUGGUUUGGUUUGGUUUUACCUCUCAUCUUUUUUUUUAUUUGAUUAAUUUAGAAUUAUUUUCCCAUGGUUACAAGAUUCAUGUUCUUUCCCUGUCCUCCCUCAUACCCCCUCCCAUAGCUGAUGUGCAAUUCCUCUGGGUUUUACAUCUCAUCUACUUAAGAUUUGGCUUAUUGUUGUAAUAUGUAGAGGUAGCUAGAUGUCUCAGUGAACAGAAUAUGGGUGGGGCCGACAGUCAGGAACCUGAUUUCAAAUCUAGCCUCAGACACUAGCUGUGUGACCCUGAGCAAGUCACUUCACCUCUGCCUUAAUCCACUGAAGAAGAAAAUAGCAAGCUACUCCGGGAUCUUUGCCAAGAAAACCCCAUAGACAUUAUGGUCCAUUGCAUCAUAAAGAGUCAGACACAACAAUGUUUUCUUUGUACUUUUUUUCCCCCCUUAAAUAGUUUGCUAGAAUUUGCUAGAACUCAGUAUCACCUCAAAGCCAUGGAGAGAUCUUAAAGUAGAAUGGGAGUGUAGGUACGAUUGCUAACAAGCUAUAUACCCUUUUAUUCAUUUUAUUCACAGGUUCACCUGUGAAAAUUAUUUUGACCAAGCACUCUUUCUCACUUCAUCGUUUUUGUUUUUUAAAAGUGAUUUUUCUUAUCAGGUUUGUGAAUUCUCUAAGCUUUCUCCCUAGCCUUGCCAUAUUCUGGAAAGCAGUGAUCUUUCAUUCUUUUUUCCCCCUUUAACCUUUUUUCCCUUGUUCUUAAAGUACAGAGUAGCAGGAGAACUGCACCAAGAAUUAGAAAACACAGGCUUUUGUCCAAGCUCUUUCACCAAAGGUUAUCUUGAUCUUUCUGGCCUUGUUUCUUAAUCUGUGAAAUGAAGGAAUACUAUCUCUAAAAUUUUAUGAUUCAUCCAGUUUCCACUUUUCUUUCCUCUUAAGCUGCUAUCAUUUGCUUCUUAAAUCUCAAACUGAUACUUGACCUUGAGGAAUAAAAGAACUAUCUGGAUAUUGAGUCCCUAGAAUGUAAAAAGCACCAUAUAAGGUUGAUGAGUGUAGGAGUCAGCAAAAGAAGGCAGGACCCAUAAAACUAGAAAAUAUGGACCUGUUCACAACUAGUUUUACUUGCAGUUAGGCCCAACUCAAUAUAGGUGGCCCUUCUGCCAUCAUUAUCUCUCUUUUUAACCCAUAGCUUCUGUCCUACUAUCAACUCUAGGACAGAAGGGCAAGGGUUAGGCAAAUAGGGGGUUAAGUGACUUGCCUGGGGUCACACAGAAGGAUUUGAGGCCAGAUUUGAGCCCAGGUUCUCCUAACUAGACCUGGAGUUCUAUCCACUGUGCUACCCAACUGCCCCAACCCCAUCAUCAUCUCUUAUUUUUGAGAGCUAUACCUUUUUUUUAGUUUACAUAGAAAGUAACUUUCACAUAUGAUAUCAAGUCUAAAGGGGUGAUAGUGCCAAGUUUUGGUUCUUUUUUAAAAACACUAUAGUCAAAUAUGGUUAUGUUGGCAAUAAAUCACACUUUGGGAGCUGUGGUAGCUGUGGCUUUAGUAUUUGGAUUCUUGGAUAACAGCAGUAAGCCACGUGAAACCAAGAGAAGUAAGUAAGAGGCUAUGGAAGUUCUCUACAUCUUGAUUUGCCCAGAAAUGUUCUGUGUAGAAUAGUUUCAAAGAGACCAUAGGGCUUUUCUUGGUUUAGGUUUUUUUCUUUUUAACCUCCAUGUUAAGAGUAAGAAGUAGCUGAACAAUGAAACAAGGUAACACCUUGUAAUAACUAUGGGAACGAUGCUGGGAAAGGUUGGGUCCUACUGCUUAUUGCUGAUCUAUAGGAGAAAACAAAGAGUAUAUUUGACUCUUGUAGAGAAUGAUUAAUGAACAUAAAUAACUGACAAAGGUUUUAAAGUUUGGGUGUGAAAGAAACCAGAGAGAAAAUGGACUUUUCAAAUGAAACAUUGUAUUAACAUAAGCUGCCUAAGUCAAGAAUAAGAGAAGCUGAGAACAUAGGACUUGAGUGGAAAUGGAAAAAUCACUAAUAGCACCUGUGCUAAUGUGAUCUACAUGCUUCUUCAUAGUUCUCUCAGAUGACUACAAGAUUGUUAAAUGUAGUCCUGAGGUUUCAGGUCCAUGAAGAAAGAAAGUCCUUGUUUGGGUGAAAUCCAUAGAAGGGCAAUCAUGCUGUGCAUGGGAUUUAGUAGGGAAAAGAGAAGUGAGGCAGGUAUUUGGAGAUAAUGUGUUUUGGAUUUUUAGCUAAACAAAAGAAAGAGAAUGUAGGUUGUUAUAGAAUCCUAGAACUGAGUUAUAAGGCACCUCAGCAGUAAUCUAAUCCAGCGCAUUCACCAAAGAAAUCUUACUUUAGCACACUGGACUGAUAAUUAUGCAGACCCUGUUUGAAGACCCUUCCCCCCCCACCCCCACCAAGGAAGGGAAACCCAUCACUUUUAAAGAAAUCCCUUCUACUUUUUUUUUUAACCCUUACCUUCCAUCUUGGAAUCAAAAGGGCUAGGCAAUGGGCAUUAAGUAACUUGCCCAGGGUUACACAGCUGGGAAGUGUCUAAGGUCAGAUUUGAACCUAGGGUCUCCUGUCUCUAGGUGUGACUCAAUCCACUGAGCUACCCAGCUGUCCCCCCACACACACACUUUUGAAUAGCUCUCAUUGAAAUUUUUCCUGACAUCAAACCUAAAUUUUCUUCUUUAGAACUCCUCUCACCCCUACCACUAUUUCUGUGCUUUGGGGCCAAGCAGAACAAAUCUAGUCUCCACAUGAUAGCCCAUCAAAUGCUUGAAGACAACUAUUGUGUCCCCUUUGGGUCCUCUUUGUUGAUUUUGAGUUCUUAUAUUUAAUCCUCAUGGACUCAAGACCUUCCACCAUCUUGAUUGCCCCUUCCUUAUAAAUUCUCCAGUUUAUUAGUGUCCGUUGUUUAAAUGGUUCUCAGAACUGAGCAUAAUACUCUAGAUACUAAAGUCUGAAAGUCAAGGUCCAGUGUGAUCACCUCCCUAUUCUUGGAAACUAUGAUCGUCUUAAUGCAGUCCAAGAUUGCUUUAACUUUUUUGGUUGCCAUCCACAUUAUUAAAUCCUUUAGCUUGUAGUCCACUAAAACCUUAAAAUGUUUUUCUGAUCCACUUAUCUGUCUAUGCCUUCCCCAUCUUAUAGUUGCAAAGUUAAAUUUUUUUAAUCCAAUUGUAUAUUUUCCAUGUAUGUCUAUUGAAUUUUAUCUUAGAUUUUGGCCAGUGCUCUAACCUUUCAAGAUCCUUUUGGAUCUUGACUCUAUCAAACAGUAUUUUAGCUAUCCUUCACAGCUUUGUGUUAUCUAAGAAUAUGAUAAGCAUGCCACUUUUACCUUUAUCCAGAUCAUUGAUAAAAUGUUAAACACACUAGGUCAAGUACACAUUCCUGGAAACCAAUCAUAUUGACACCAAAAUAUUGACAACUACUCUUUGUGUGACCAUCCAACAAGUUUUGAAUCUGUUUGAUUGCAUUAUUUACAUCUCCAUCUUUUCUAUAAGAAUAAUAUGAAAUAAUUUUAAAAAACUUUACUAAAACAUAGGAAAAUUAUGUCCACAGUAUUCCUCUCACUGAUUUAGUAAUUAUUUCCAAAAAGUUCCAUAAAUAUAGGAGUAGGAAGGAGGGGGGAAUCAGUAGGUUUCAAAUAGGCUUUGCCUGUUUUCAAUCUGGAGAGUUAUUUUAUUUUUAUCUCUUUGCAAUUUAACCCACCUUAGCUGUAAUGGUCUUAAACGAUUUCAUUUUUUCAAUUAGUUAUGGUGGGCAGAAGGACGAAUAGCUCAUAUGACAAGUAGCCCAUAUUCCUUUCUGUUUAUUACAACCAAAAUAUUCUGCACUAAAUUAGGUUUAAAUCCUAAUUUAGAUUUAAAUCCCUUGGGGGCAGCUGGGUGGCUCAGUGGAUUGAGAGUCAGAGGUUCAAAUCUGACCUCAGACACUUCCCAGCUGUGUGACCCUGGGCAAGUCACUUGACCCCCAUUGCCUAGCCCUUAUCACUCUUCUGCUUUGGAGCCAAUAAACAGUAUUGACUCCAAGACGGAAGGUAAGGGUUUAAAAAAAAAAAAAAGAUUUAACUCCCUUGUGACUAAAGUGACUUGUUUAUUAGACCAUUUUGCUCAUAGCAUAGUCCACUGUGGUCAAUCAAUAGUCAAUAAAUGUUUCUUAUGUGCACUUUGCUAAGUACUGGGAAUACAAAUAAAAACAAAGUCAGUCCCUGCUCAUAAGGAACUAAUAAUCUAAUAGAAGAUAAAAUAAAAGGAAGUUGAAAAGCUAGGGUGGGUUGGGGGGUGCCCAGAGGAAUAUGAUGGAACAUUCCAAAGUCCCAAAGCAGCAUAUCUGAUGGGAAAUAGGGAAGAAAACUAUACUAAACCCGCUAUCCCAGAAGCCCCUGGCCCUGCCCCUGCCCUUCAGGCAAAGGAUCUAAUCAGAGGGCAGAGGUUGAUGAUGAGAUGUGAAUAUCAAGUGAGAGUUUAAGAAAUGGACCACAAAAGGGGAAGUAACUUCAUUUAGGACUGACCCAGAGAUUAUGGUGGUGUUAGAGUUAAGAAAAAUUAGAGAGGGUCUAGUAAUCAUCCUCAUACUCAAGUCACAGGACUCCCCCAUACUUUCUUUAGCCUCAUGUUUUUAUAUGUGCUUGGAAUGAUUUUGGGGAUGAUUGUCAAAGUAUUGGGUAUGCAAACUCAAGUUGCUUACAUAAAUGUGAAUUAUAAUGUAUUUGUGACUGUAUUCUCUUAACAGUGAAAUAUGCACCAGAAUAGAGAUCAGCCAGCCUAGGUGAGUAUUAUUGAGUUAAGAUGCCUGUGGAGGAAGUCAUGCGUUUUGGAUCCAGAGUACUUUGGGGUGCUCCUUAGAGAACCUGGAAAAGUCAGCCAAAAUGGGUACUGGAUUAGUCUUCCCAUCCCCUUGAAGUCUUAUAUGAGCCCCCAGUAGUCAUUGUUAUUUCCUAUAUUUUACCUUAGGCAGUUAUCUGAAUGAAUAGCUAUUGCAUGAUAGCUCUCAAGGGCCUAUUUUAGAAUUGAACAUGGAGGUGAGGAGGAAAAAGAGAAUUGUUUGAGGUAACAAUUCUAGGAGCAUUAUCAAAAUGAUAAAAAUUAUAUGCUUUGAGAUAAAAUGAAAUGGAAAGUGCUUACACCAAUACAACUAGGCAAACAUUCUUGUGACCUGCGAUUUUUGUGCCCGUUUUUGCUUUUACCCUCUUUUAAAGUACUGUGGUGUUGUUCCUACCUCUAAAUUGUUCAUAGACCUAUUCCUGAUGGGAUUGGGCUAGUAUCCUGGACAAUGAAGAGUUCAGGAAAUGGCAGAACUGUUGGAUACUACCCAAACAGGAAGGAAAUGACUGGCUGAAAUAAUUAUAAUGUCAAUGUCCUGGAAGAAAGAGGAGUGAGGAGAAAACAGGGGGAAGGGAUUGGAGACAAAAGAAACCUAAUUAUAUUAAAAUAAACAUCCCAAUAAUUUUCUGUGAAAAGGAUAUACUAUCUUAAAAUGUACUGGAAUUUUUGAAACAUCUGAAGUAAGAACACUAAUGUUGAAUCUACACGUGACAGGAUCAAUAACAAUGUCAAAUUUAUUUAAAAAGCUAAUUUAGAGAGUAUUUUUUAAAAUUGGAUCAUUAGUCAUAAUGGCUAAUCUAGGUAUGGACUAAGAAUUCUCUAACCUCAACUUGCUUAGAGGCAGGGAGAGAGAUAGAAGGGGUUAGGAUACCUAAAGAAAAUUAUUUGAUUCUGGCAUUCUCCAUAGCAUUUAAAUGUAGGACAAUUCUAUUUCCUUAUUCCUUGCAUACUAAAAAGUUUUUCAUCAAGGGCCAAAUUUUUGUAAUUCUGAAAUUUAGGUUCAAUGAGAUGUCCCUUUAAAAUCUGGGGCAGCUAAACCUCCAAUACUGAACCGGGUCCUCCACUCAUUCGUUCUCUUAUUGUCUUAUCCUCAUUUGAUCUAGCCCUGAACUUGUUCUGGUGAGGAAUUCUACCUCUGCCAUCUUGUAGUUUCCUAUUUUAUGUCCCUUCCUGCCAGAGUUCUGCUCACCAGUCACCAAAGGUAGUUCAACUGGAGUGCCACCUGAGUAUAUGAGCUGCCAAGUUUCUCUGGUUACAUACUCACUUAUUCUCCCUUGACUCUGCUCUCUCCUCCAUAGGCAACCUUGGCAUACAUGAGAAGGAAAGAUCCUUGGCAUUUAUGACAGGGUAAACUAUAGGAUCCAUCGAGGAGUUAUAGCAUUGAACAAACACCAAUCUUUAGUCUCAACUUGUAAUAUGAAACCCAAGUUGGGGACUCCAUUAUUUCACUAGGAUUAAGAAGGGAUCAUCCUGUGGGAGAGUUUAAAUCAUGAACUUCCAAGUCAAACAAUAAAUUGUCUAUGUCCCCAGAUAUACUUUCAGUUUAUAUCCUAAGGCUCACUUUGAUUCUACAGGCCCCCCAAACACUCCAAGGCUAGACCUGUGGUCACUAUCCAAGGAGAUGAUAAAAUUAUUGAAGACUUAAAUUUUAGACCUAGUUCUCUCUCUCUAAUAAACUGAGACAUUGAAUAAAUGCUUGAACUUUCCUCAGCCUCAAUUUCUUGAUCUGAAAAAUUAUAGGAUUAGAAUAUAUGACCUCCAACGUUCUUUCUAGUUAGCAUUCUAUUUUAUCCCCAGCUAAGCUUAGUGGUAGACUAGAAGCCUUAUCAAAGUCAAAGUGGGGGUCUUGCAUACUCAAUCUUCUAUUUCCAUAGGUGUGUUGACUUCCCCUUCUAACCUUCCCUUCACUACCAAGCUCUUCUAGCCACAACAGACUGGACUUCUCCUGUCCUCCCAAGGGCACCUGAAUCCUGAUCUCUAUUGAUACUUCUUUAUAUUGAUGGGUGAUUCUAUACCGGGGAAGUUAGGAAAUAAGACUAUACUGAAUACCCCCCCUCCAUGCUUGACAAACAGAAAUUGUGAUCCUGUUUAAAUUGUCACUUUUCUCUGCCCUCUAUAAACAUUAAGGGCUGCUAGAUGAUGCAAUGGAUAGAGUGCUGGAUCUGAAGUCAGGAAAACCUGCGUUCAAAUCUGGCCUCAUACACUUAACUAUGUGACUCUGGGCAAGUCACUUAACAUCUUUUAAAAUGUUUAACUUCAAAGUUUUUAAAAUUAAAUUUGAAAUUUUAAUAUUUUAAAUAAUUAUUUUACAUUUUUUAACUUUAAAAGUUACUCUAUUUACCUCAGUUUCUUCAUCUAUAAAAUGGGGAUAAUAAUAGCACCUUAUUUCCCAGGGUUGUUAUAAGGAUCAAAUAAGAUAAUCAUUAUGAAGUGCUUAGCACAUUUCUUGGCACAUAUUAAGUGCUAUAUAAUUAAGAGCUGUUUUAACAGUGAUCCAAAAGGAACAGUUGCCUCCUUUUAGUAAGAUACACUAUGUCUGUCAACUAAUCAAUAUCAAAAUGUCACUUUGUGUAACUUGUAGUUGUCCUUUUUACUCAAAGAGGACCAAAAUGACAUCAUUGGUAAUGUGUUUUGACUAGUACAUGAUUUGAAUUUAAGUGAGGCAGAGUUGCACAAAGUUGUCAGCCUCAUUCUCCCUUCUAGAGUCAUCAAAGUCCAAUGAAUGGCAAGGCAAAAGUCAUAAUGACUGGUGAUGCCUCCCGACACAGUGGAUGACUUUGGCUUCUUUGACGUUUAACCAAGCUCUUAGCACUCUACAGCACCUGCUUCUGCCUUUGGUUUCUAACAAGGAGAGGAGGGAAGGCUUUGAAAUUGUCAAAUCUGAUUAUGAUGGAGGGUUUAAAAAAAUGAAUAUACUAGGAAGUGAUUUUACUUAUGCUUCUUCCUUCAGCCUUUUAAGUUUUCUCCUAAAAAAGAAUGUUAUGGUGACUCUGUUAAUCCUUUUUGUGAAAACAAUAUAAAGUUCUUUCUUUAGAAGAGGAAUUUUGAGCAUUUUGGUUUUUUAGAGAGAAUUAUUUUGGCCCAAGAAGAAAUCUGCCUCAGCUUUAGAGAAACAAUCAGUCACCUUCACACAGGAACAACUGAUUUACCUUUCAACAUUGUGGAGGAUAACUUGUUCAUCAUUUCCUCCAGAAAACACUUUUGUGUUCUCACUGUUGAAAGCCAAGCAGAAGGUGUUAGAAUGAUGCUCUCCUUUCAACUGGUCAGGUUUGACCCUGGAGUGGAUGGCUUGUUCCAUGUGCCACAGCAGAACCCUGCAGUCAUCACCUCCUGAGACCAGCCAAGGAGAAGAAGAUAUUUGAUAGCAGAGGCACCAUUUUCUCCCCUCAUUUUUAAAAAUCAAAUUUUACGACAACAACAACAACAACAACAGACACUUAAAUUUAUAGGCACCAAUGAAACUUAUCGAUGACUUGCUCUGUAACUCCUACCAGUUCUUGAGUGUACAUUCAAAAGGAUACAAUUUCCUUUUAUAAAGUUGUAAUCAGUGUGUACAAAGUUCCCCUUCUUUCUGCCUUUUACCUUUAUUUCAUAGUUUUCCAUGUCUCUAUUAUUCUCAGUGUUGUUAUGGCAGUGAAUAAAAUACUUCCAUCACUUA